This is a messenger RNA of Medioppia subpectinata, 2275 nucleotides long. Lineage: Eukaryota; Metazoa; Arthropoda; Arachnida; Sarcoptiformes; Oppiidae. The record is from the annotation of a GenBank genome assembly.
UUGUCAACGCUUCCCAAUUGGACGCCUAAAGACAUACGAGAGUCUCAACUCGAGAAUGAGCUGAAAGAGUGUUGUGGCCGUGUGUUUAUCGAUAGCGCGCCCGAGUUUUGUAUACCCGAAACGUCGACCAUUAACUUGAAACACGUGGAUGUGAUACUGAUCUCCAAUUAUCAGUCAAUGUUAGCGCUUCCGUACAUCACUGAACGCACAGAAUUCAAUGGCAUUGUGUUGGCCACUGAACCCACUCUUCAGAUCGCCAAACAAUUUAUGGACGAAAUGGUUAAAUACAUUGAAAGGACGCCCAAAGCCAGACAGGCGUCGCUCUGGAAGAAGUCCAACGUUUAUAAACACAUUCCUCUGGCUUUCAAUAUGGAUAGCAAUCAAAAUAGUAAACCAUUUCUGUGGCAACAGAUCUACUCGACUAAAGAGCUCAACAAUUCUCUCGCGAAAGUCAAAGUGAUUGGAUUUGCGGAACAAAUAGAUAUCUUUGGCUCACUUCAAGCGCAACCGUUUAGCGCCGGCUAUUGUAUCGGUUCCUGCAAUUGGGUUAUCACUAGUAAUCACGAGAAGAUUGUCUAUUUGUCGAACUCAUCCACACUCACAACACACCCCAAACCCAUGGAUCACAUUCCUCUGCGGAAUGCGGACGUUCUGGUGCUCAACAAUUUGAGUCAAACACCACACGUCAAUCCCGACUCAAUGUUAGGCGAAUUUUGCGUUAAUAUUGCGAAAGCGCUUCAAACGGGUGGCAAUGUUUUAGUUCCCUGUUAUUCAUCUGGUGUUAUAUACGAUCUGUUUGAAUGUCUGGCUUUACAUCUGGAACAGAGCGGACACGUAUCGGUUCCCAUGUAUUUCGUGUCUCCAGUGGCGGAGCACUCGUUGGCCUACUCUAACAUAUUGGCCGAAUGGCUCACAAGCAACAAACAGUCCAGAGUUUACAUUCCCGAAGAGCCCUUUCCACACGCGGCGCUCGUACGCGGCGGACGACUAAAACAUUUCUCAAGCAUUAGUCUCGACUCAUUCAACACUGAAUUCAAAACGCCUUGUAUUGUAUUCACUGGUCAUCCGUCCCUUCGUUUCGGUGAUAUCGUUCACUUAAUCGAAUUGUGGGGCAAUUCGUCCAAUAAUCUCAUUGUCUUUACCGAGCCUGAUUUUCCAUAUAUGGAAGCGUUGUCCCCAUACCAGCCGUUGGCAAUGCGUGUGGUUUACUGUCCGAUCGACACGAGUCUUAACUUUUCUCAAGCGAACAAAUUGUUACGUGAUUUGAAGCCUAAAAAUCUAAUAAUCCCUCAAAGCUAUACAACUCCGCCGCCACUUCUUAAACAUCGGACAGAUUUGGUGAUCGAUUGCGAGGCAACUGUUUUCUCAUACAAACGAAAUAAUGUCAUAAAACUGCCGAUUAAGAGAUGUUUCGAAAGAAUUGAUAUCGAAUCCGAUUUGGCGUCCAAUCUAUUGCCAGUGGAAGUGCGUUCGGGUGUGAGUAUAGCGACAGUGACGGGCUCUCUGAUGGCCAAAGACAACAAAUUCAAGCUCCAGAAGUUGACCAAAUCUCAAAUGCAUGAACUGACGAGUGAAUCGCCCACUCAUACCCUUCCGCCCAUUAACUACACGUGGGGUUCAAUUGAUUUGCCGCUCUUUAUGUCUCUCAUAUCAAAGGCUGGCAUUUAUGACGCCGUCGUCGACCAGAACCCAAACGGAUGUGUCGUUCAUAUCAGAUCUCAUGAGACUGUGGUUCAGAUGGAGGAGAACUCAACAACAAUAGUGUGUGACUCGAACUCCAAGAUUCGGCUCAUCUUAAGAGACAUUAUAUCCGAGUGUCUGAAAAGAAUAUAAAGAUUUGGCGAUUCAUUAGGAGAUGUGUUGUUACGAGCGGUCGAAACCACUGAAGACUACUUCAGAACCUCUUUCAUCUGUUUUUCCAUUAAUUGAAUGUGUUUUGAGUCAAACUUAACCGAUAUUUAUAUGAGCGCGGAGUCAGAAGAUAGCAGUAAUAGUAGUGGUUAUUGUCUGCCCACCCAUACUAUCACUACUGCCAGUGCACUCUCUCUCUAUGCUGUUCUUCAGUAAAGAUGAAUGAAAUAUAGGCAGUGAAGUGAGUACUGGUGUGUAUAUACUGUAUAUUAUUCUCGAUCCUAUGCCUGUCCUCUCACUUGAAUGUGACUUUGAUUUGGACUGCGCUUAACCUCUACUUAAAAUCUAAACACUACUCUUCAUACCAAAUACACACCUGUUCUCACUUUUCCCAAAUCUAUUAAACACUUCAACAGAUAUCCCA